CAAGGCUCUUCCUGGCAAGAUGAAUCCUACUGGCUUCUUCCUCCUUACAUUGCUCCUGGUUCUGGUGACAGAAACAGCUUCAAGGAAAACCCGUGAAAAAUUCUCACAAGCCUCUGACGACAACAUUGAUCUAAAGGCACUGGGGGGCAGCGGAGGAUCUAGUUCUUCCCAUGAAGAAUACAGCAGCAGUGAGGGCUCAUGGAGCUCCUUUAAGUCAAGAAGUCUCGAACCCACCACCUUCGAUCUUGAAGCUUAUGAUGAGAGGAAGCAUAAACACACUGCUGACAACGGCAAUCUUGGUUACAAGACCAGAGGAUCUCAAAGAGAAGACAUGAGCUCUUUCAAAAGCAGAAUGAAAACCCGGAUUGCUGGUAAAUAAUGUGUCCACUGGCAGCUGAAGACCUGAACCAAUAU
Peromyscus leucopus (white-footed mouse) is the source of this 414-nucleotide messenger RNA. RefSeq names its product seminal vesicle secretory protein 5-like. NCBI's taxonomy places the organism in Eukaryota, Metazoa, Chordata, Mammalia, Rodentia, Cricetidae. The transcript has 2 exons. Bases 20 to 379 code for a protein of 119 amino acids. The record is from RefSeq and is a predicted model, not a curated record.